Molecule: messenger RNA, 2766 nt
Organism: Mycosarcoma maydis (corn smut)
Lineage: Eukaryota; Fungi; Basidiomycota; Ustilaginomycetes; Ustilaginales
Exons: 1
Coding region: 1-2766 (921 amino acids)
Biological process (GO): signal transduction
Cellular component (GO): nucleotide-activated protein kinase complex; cytoplasm; nucleus
Molecular function (GO): protein kinase binding
Source: RefSeq, a predicted model, not a curated record
AUGGGAAAUGCAAAUUCCACCUCUUUCAAGGGUGCCGAUGGUGCGGCUGCAGCUUCUGCAGACAAUACGAUUGAUUCCACAUUCAAGCGACAAUACAGUCAUCAAACCGGACACGUUCAAGGCAACGGUGUCGCAGCAGUACACCCUUCCUCCACAGCUGCGCGGCAGACGUCCGAUCGGCUAUCUUCAGGCUCGAGACUAGGCAGGACUGCUUCCUUUUUCGGACGUGCCAGCAGCCACGAUGGUGCUACUGCUCCCCAAUCCACCCGUUCACGCAGCGGAAGCCUCACCGGGUUCCUGGUCACACAAAGAAGAGGCUCUACCACAGCCGCUUCUGUGGCCGGGGAUGUGUAUGCUGCCGUCAAGGAAGGCAACGAGCCGACAUCAGGUUCUGUGCCUUCUGCAUCCUCUUCGUCUCUGUCAGCGUCAAAUCAGCCCAAUUCUUUUGCCCAAUACGAGAUAUCUAAUUCUGCUUCUGGCUCCAGCAUCGAAACGGCGAUUCGAGCAAACCCGCGCACCCGCCGCCUCACCGAAGGUCUCACUCUCCCCCAAUCGCCAGGAGGCUUCGAUCCUCGUCACUACGUAUCGCCGCAUCCAAGUCCAUCCGUCGCAACACAAGCCCACUAUGCCGCAGGCCUUCCCAGCCAUCACGCGAAUGUAGUCGUUUCGAGCGGUCUGCGAGUUUCUUCAACAGGCAUCGACGCUGACGCCAUGCCUGCCUCCACCUUCAGAGGAUCUGAACCUCAGCAGGUGCCUAGUACAGCCGCUCGAGCUCCAUCUCGCCAUCCUCUUUUUGGUCUGGGCGGAACCAGCCUCUUUCCCAACGUCGGCACCAGCAUCGGUACCAACCCAGCCGCAUCCCCACCCAUCGGUGGCUCGAGUCCAGUGCUCUCCUCACAGCCGCUCAGCAUGGGUGAUGCUGCCGACGAGUCAGAGACCUCUCAGCGCCUGCCAACUGCACUCCCAUCCUACCUCAAGAUUCCAACUGCCAUCCCCAGCUCUCAUGUCUCCCCUAGCUCUCCGCCCACUAGCAUCUACUCGCAGCAUUCGGAUCGCUUUCGUACACCUUCUGAACGCCAUCGUUCGCCUUCGCCAUCUCUCAUGCUUCCUCUCGACGACGCGCGCCCUGCCCACAUGGUUGCAGGCGCAGGUGCUGCAGCUGCAGUGCUCAACACCGAGGACGUCGUCAUCCCCCCAGGCGAUGCAAGCAAAGCAAGUUCACCCAUCGAUGGACGAGACGGCUUCUUUGAAACGUUCAAGGAAGGCUCCAAGCAACGGACCGGCCCUGAUGAAAUCAGUAUCGAUGAGGCACGGGCUGCAGAUAUCGAUGUCACGGAUCUGACCAGCAAUCCAGCCAACACCAACCCUGGCAGCGUAGCGAAAUUGCCGUCUCUCGAUGUAGCUGCUCUGACGGACGAUACGGAGCGGGCGUCAAGGGCACCCCAACGCACUUCUCAAGCCUCAGCUGAAGCUGCCGAUAUUGCUCCUGUGAGGUCUUCGCGCGAACCUACUCCAACGCCCUCGGACCGCGGUGCGCGCGCAUUGACGCCGACGAGGACAGGCGCGCCGAGCGGCCUGCGUUCUCUCUCACCAGUUGCUACUUCCAGCGGGCCCCCUACCCAGCCCAUCUCUGUCAAGCGUUCCCAUGUCGAUGUGCAAACAGGCGGCGAGAGCGGCUUCAACACCCCUCUGCUACCUCCAGGUCUCACAUCGGCUCCACCAAGUGCGUCCGUCCCUGGUGUCACUCCGCUCUCUCAAGUGUCCUCACCAGCUACAGUAUCCGAUCGUCCUUGCCCAUCAGGCCCUCCGCGUACACCGUCUGCGACUGGUAACGCCAGCCAACCUACCACUCCAGUCAGUGCAAAGCCUGGUACAGGUGCAGGUCCGCAUCAUGCUCAGGCUCAGGCUCAGACAGGUCAGCAACAGCCUCCUUUGAUGCCCAUCGUGCUGACAUGGCGUGCCGGUGGCCGCGAAGUCUUCGUCACCGGCACAUUUGCCAAUGAGUGGAGAUCCAAGAUCCUCCUGCACAAAUCCAAGCGUGAUCACACGUGCGUGCUUCAUCUGCCACCCGGCACUCAUCGUCUUAAGUUUAUUGUAGACGAUCGAUGGCGUGUCUCGCGCGACUUGCCUACAGCGACAGAUGGAGAUGGCAAUUUGGUCAACUAUGUCGAGAUACCCAACGUUGGGCCUGCCCAUCCCGGCCCGCUUAGCGCACCUGGUGAAGACCUGCCCGGCGCCGACGCCGACAGCGGUCGUAGCGAGCGCAACUCGAAGAUCGAGUCCAAGAAGACGACCAUGAACCUGAUCGAGGAGGCCAGGAGGGCAGAGGCCAUGCGUCUUGGACUUGAUGAUCUCUUCGAUGACGAUGGCAACGAUCAGGAAGAGACGUGGACAUCCGAGAUCCCUGCCGCUCUGAUCGAAGCACAAGAAGCCGAAGAGGCGCAGCGUGAGGCGGAAGAGAGCGGUCGGUCUGCCACCCACGCACAGCAUGGAAGUGAUGGGAACGGUACUCCGCUGCCGCAUCCGCCUGCAUUGCCGCGACAACUCGAAAAGGUAAUUUUGAAUUCAUCACCUGCCAAUCCGAGCAAUGGCACUAGCACGGGAAGCACUGUCGACGACAACAGUAUUCUGCCUGCUCCCAACCACGUCGUCCUCAACCACCUCACCGCUAGCAGCAUCAAGGGCGGUGUCUUGGCGGUAGGCACCACUACCAGAUACAAAAGGAAAUAUGUCACGACUGUAUACUACCGUCCCGUACAGGUCUGA